This is a messenger RNA of Tuber melanosporum (Perigord truffle), 374 nucleotides long. RefSeq lists its product as uncharacterized. The transcript is spliced from 7 exons. Bases 161 to 346 code for a protein of 61 amino acids. The record is from RefSeq and is a predicted model, not a curated record. Lineage: Eukaryota; Fungi; Ascomycota; Pezizomycetes; Pezizales; Tuberaceae.
CUCUUGUCAACACUUUCAUCCAUCUACAAAAGCCUUCCAUCCGCCCGCUUCAUCUUGGAGUAGGCAGACCCCCUGUUACUUUAAAGUCCUCCCUCGAGCUUAUCACGUCUUACGAAUUCCUUAGCCUUUUUUAUCAACUAGACCUUUCUUAACAACCGCCAUGGAAGACGAAGUUGCCGCCCUCGUUAUUGACAAUGGAUCUGGUAUGUGUAAAGCCGGUUUCGCCGGAGAUGAUGCUCCCAGAGCCGUUUUUCCCUCCAUUGUUGGACGUCCUCGUCAUCAUGGCAUCAUGAUUGGUAUGGGCUCAGUCCAAGCGUGGUAUCCUGACUCUAAGAUAUCCCAUUGAGCACGGUGUCGUGACAAACUGGGACGAC